This is a messenger RNA of Capsicum annuum, 1037 nucleotides long. Its product is annotated as COBRA-like protein 4. Gene Ontology annotation, biological process: plant-type cell wall cellulose biosynthetic process; cellulose microfibril organization. The coding region runs from base 1 to 744 and encodes 247 amino acids. Gene Ontology annotation, cellular component: plasma membrane. The transcript is spliced from 4 exons. NCBI's taxonomy places the organism in Eukaryota, Viridiplantae, Streptophyta, Magnoliopsida, Solanales, Solanaceae. The record is from RefSeq and is a predicted model, not a curated record.
AUGCAAUCAGUUCCCAUGAAUAUGUUUUCCAUGAUGAAAUGGAAUGUAACAUGCACAUACUCUCAGUUUAUAGCCCCAAAACACCCAAGAUGCUGCGUCUCCCUCUCAACGUUCUAUAAUGAAACCAUUACUACUUGUCCUUCUUGUGCAUGCGGCUGUGAGAACACACACAAAUGCAUCAAGAGAGAUUCCAAACUACUCAGUGUGGUGGGGAUAAACACACCAAGGAAAGACAAUGCGCCAUUACUACAGUGCACACAACAUAUGUGCCCUGUUAGAAUCCAUUGGCAUGUGAAGAUCAACUACAAGGAGUAUUGGAGAGUCAAGAUUACAGUUACCAACUUCAAUUACAGGGUCAAUUACACACAGUGGACUCUUGUUGCUCAGCAUCCAAAUCUUAACAAUGUAACUCAAGUUUUUAGCUUUGAUUACAAGCCUCUCCUUCCAUAUCAAUCGAUAAAUGACACCGGAAUGUUCUACGGUAUGAGGUUCUACAAUGACUUACUUAUGGAAGCAGGGCCAGCUGGAAAUGUUCAAUCAGAAGUGCUUCUCCAGAAAGAUAAGGAUACUUUUACCCUUAAACAAGGAUGGGCAUUUCCUCGAAAAGUAUAUUUCAAUGGCGACGAAUGCAUGCUACCACCACCAGAUACUUAUCCAUUCUUACCCAACUUUGCCCACCAGAAUCUGGUGGUUUUUUCGAUAUUGUUUUGUUCUAUGCUUUCGAUUUUACUUGUUCUGUUUUGAUCAUUUCUCUUGUGUGUGACUAACUAAAGAUUUUGAAACCAGGCAAACAUUUCAGAUGUAUUGGUAACUUAGGUACUUGAAAAUUCUUUGAUAGUCAUGCACCUUGUAUUACUGCAAUCUAGGGAAUUUGAGCAUGCUGGUUCAUGUCAAGCAAUUGGGUAUAUUAACAAUGUUGUUCAUGUCAUUUUAACGGUCUCCGAAUGCUAUAAAUUUCUUGAAUCAAAAGGAUUUUUAUUUUUCCCAUUAAAAUAUAGCCACUAAAUGUAUUUUUUUUUUGAAGGGGAGCCUUGGAG